Angiostrongylus costaricensis is the source of this 2184-nucleotide messenger RNA. The record is from the annotation of a GenBank genome assembly. Lineage: Eukaryota; Metazoa; Nematoda; Chromadorea; Rhabditida; Metastrongylidae.
AUGUAUCCGAAACCAGUCGAUUUUCGAUUCACGAAGGAUCUCUUCAAGUUUGUUGCAUUCCUCUUCUUUAUUGCUUUGUUUGGUUUCAUCUACACAAUCAUAAUAAUGAUAGAAAGGAACCAAUCUAUUAGAGAUAUCAUCAUACGAUCCCUGGACAUUAUCACGAUCGUGGUUCCGCCAGCUUUACCAGCUGCUAUGUCUGUCGGUAUCAUAAACUCUAAUCUAAGACUUCGGAAAGAGGAGAUAUUCUGUAUUUCACCAUCUACAAUCAACACGUGUGGUGCGAUUAAUGUGUGUUGUUUCGACAAAACUGGUACUUUAACUGAAGAUGGUCUUGAUUUUCAUGCACUUCGUGCCGUAAGGCCCCCAAUUUCUUUAAACUUUAUUUUUCAGGAAAAAUCAGAAAUGAAUCCUGCAGAUUUCCCUUCAGACGGUGAAUUGAUUACUGCCAUUGCUACUUGCCAUUCUCUCACUAAAAUUCAUGGUGAAUUACAUGGCGAUCCCCUUGAUUUGAUUCUCUUUAACAAGACCGGAUGGGCGAUGGUGGAAACGGUUGAUGAUAGGGAGGAGAGCGAAAUGCAACUCUACGAUAACGUCCAGGUACUUUAUCUUAGUGGAGAGUACAGUGUCAUCCGGCACUCUUCACUUCAACGAAUGUCGGUGAUUGUCUCAAAUCCUCGUGACGAUUCAUCUCACGUCAUGACAUUGUUCUGCAAAGGCUCGCCGGAAAUGAUUCUAUCACUCUGUGAUCCAUCGACCGUUCCACAAAACUAUUCGACACAAGUGGAUCUAUACGCACAACAUGGCUAUCGUUUGAUUGCUGUGGCACGAAAAGCGCUCGAACUGAACUAUGCAAAAGCUUCGAAAGUUCCUCGCAAUAUGGUUGAAAACGAUUUGACGCUUCUGGGUCUUGUAGCAUUAGAAAACAGAGUAAAAUCUGUUACUAAGGGAGUGAUUAAUCAACUGAAUCGAGCUCGCAUACGAACAGUGAUGGUGACGGGCGAUAAUCUUCUCACUGCAAUGAGUGUAGCUCAAGAGUGUGGAAUUAUCCGACCCACUAAGACUGCUUACUUAAUUGAGCAUCGCGCCGAUGUAGUAGACGACAAAGGACGACUGCUUUUAACGCUCAGGCAGGUACGCACAGUUGUUGAAGACUCGAUUUCUGUUGAAGUUGGAAAGAAGCAUAUUCUCGAAAGUUCUUACCAGCUUUCAAUUUCAGGUCCGACAUUUGCCAUUGUAACACGUCACUAUCCCGAAUUACUGGAUAGGCUUGUGAGCGUAUGCGAUGUUUUUGCAAGGAUGUCUCCUGAUCAAAAACAGCAGUUGAUUAACGGUCUUCAAAAGAUUGAUUAUACUGUCGCGAUGUGUGGUGAUGGGGCGAACGAUUGUGCUGCACUGAAAGCUGCACAUGCUGGAAUUUCAUUAUCGGAUGCCGAAGCUUCAAUUGCCGCACCGUUUACGUCAAGAAUUGCCGAUAUUCGUUGCGUACCAACAGUCAUCCGAGAAGGUCGUGCAGCUCUUGUGACAUCAUUCGGAGUAUUCAAAUAUAUGGCUGGUUACUCACUAACACAAUUUACUACUGUUUUGCUUCUUUAUUGGAUUUCAAACACUUUGACAGAUUUUCAGUUUCUCUACAUUGACAUGUUCUUGAUCACAUUUGUUGCUUUGUUCUUUGGUAAUACACCGGCAAGUGACAGACUAAGUUCUACACCACCUCCCAUACGACUACUUUCUCUAGCCAGCGUUGCAUCUGUGUGUGGUCAGCUUUUAAUCAUUGCAAUCAGUCAGCUUUACGUAUUCAUUCUAAUAGCAAGGGAGCCGUGGUUUUUUCCAUAUGCACCGCCAGAUGGUCUUGAUAGAUUAAGUAGGAGAUCUAUGCAGGGCACUGGGCUGUUUUGUAUGUCAACUUUUCAAUACAUAACAUUGGCUCUCAUCAACAGCACAGGAGAACCGUAUCUUUCUUCCGUUUUCUUUUCCACCGGACCAUUCUGUCGAUUUCAUGUCUCGCUGAUCAUCACGCUGUGGCCACCCGGAUUCGUCAUUAAAUUUCUCGAGUAUGAUCCAAUUCCGUUUUUUGAAAAUCGUCUUUACUUGGUGAUCGUAGCUUUCAUUUGUACGGUGCUGUCAUAUCUUUUCCAUCGUGGAGUCGUUGAAUUCUUGAUUCUUCAGCUAAGAGAAAAGUGA